CUCUUCUUCUUCUUCUUUCUUGAUCAAUCUGAUUCUAUCUCGAAUUCAAUCUCUCUCCUCACCGGAAUGGGAUUUUUCGGCACUGUCUUUGGAAUUCUCGGGUUCGGAAUCGGUCUUCCUCUCGGAAUAUUCAUCGGAUUCUUCAUCUUCGUCUACUCUGAGACUAAAGAUGUUAAGGAACCAGUUACGAGGCCUCUAUGUGAGUUGGACACAACUUCUUUGCAAGAUCUAAUGCCUGAAAUUCCAUUGUGGGUGAAAACUCCUGAUUAUGAUCGAGUGGAUUGGUUAAACAAGUUUUUAUUGGCCAUGUGGCCUUACCUUGAUAAGGCAAUUUGUGGUAGUAUAAGAGCCAUUGCCAAACCUGUAUUUUCAGAAUACAUAGGGAAGUUUCAGAUCGAAGCUAUUGAGCUUGAGCAGCUAAGCCUUGGAACUCUUCCUCCAAAGUUUCAUGGUCUAAAAGUGUAUGAAACAAAUGAGAAUAAACUGCUAAUGGAACCAGCAAUCAGAUGGGCUGGCAAUCCCAACAUUGUAAUGGUGGUGAAUAUAUUGUCUCUCCGGAUCAAAGUUCAGAUAGUGGAUCUCCAGAUAUUUGCAACGCCACGGUUGGCUUUGAAGCCUCUUGUGCCUACUUUUCCUUGUUUUGCAACUAUUGUAGCAUCUUUAAUGGAGAAACCACAAAUAGACUUUGGAUUGAAGAUAAUGGGAGGAGACAUCAUGUCUAUACCUGGCUUUUAUCGAUUUAUUCAGGAUAAAAUUAAGAGACAAGUUUCAAGCCUCUACCUCUGGCCUCGGAUUCUUGAAAUUCCUGUUCUUGAUCCUUCGAUAUUGGCCACAAGAAAGCCUGUAGGCAUAUUGCAUGUGAAGGUUGUACGUGCAUCAAAACUCUUGAAGAUGGAUAUUUUGGGAACAUCUGAUCCAUAUGUGAAACUUAUGCUGAGUGGCGGGGGGUUACCUGCUAAGAAAACAAGUAUCAAGAUGAGGAACUUGAAUCCUGUGUGGAAUGAGAAGUUCAAGCUUAUUGUGAAUGAUCCCAAGUCUCAAGUUCUUCAGCUACAAGUCUAUGACUGGGACAAGGUUGGUGGCCAUGAUAGAUUGGGAAUGCAAUUAGUUCCUCUAAAGCUGCUUACACCCUAUGAGACCAAGGACCUCGUGCUUGAUUUGCUCAAGAACACAAAUAUCAAUGAUCACCAAAACAAGAAGCCCAGAGGAAAACUUGUAGUUGAGCUCAUGUUUACUCCUUUCAGAGAAGAAAGCAUGAAAUAUCUUGAAAACUCAAUCGGUGAGGUGAAGAGUGAAGGCAGAAGCAAUGGUCAGCCAGAGAAUCAGACAUCGGGUGGAGCAGGUGUAUUAUCUGUGACGAUCCAGGGAGCUCAAGAUGUCGAAGGGGAGAAGCACAAUAAUCCUUACGCUGUUAUACACUUCAGAGGAGAGAGGAAGAAAACGAAUAUGAUCAAGAAAACUCGCGACCCCUCAUGGAAUGAAGAAUUCCCAUAUAUGCUGGAGGAACCUCCAAUUCGAGAAAAGAUCCAUAUUGAAGUUAUGAGCAAACGGAAUGUCUUCAGUUUUCUGCAAAAGGAAUCAUUGGGACACGUGGAAAUCAAUCUCGACGAUGUUGUAAACAACGGGAGGAUAAAUGAGAAGUACAAUCUAAUCAACUCAAAGAACGGAAAGAUUCACGUAGAAGUGAUAUGGACAAUGGCUUAAGAAUUGAGUGAUACAAAUUUGUAUGUACAGAGUGUGAAGUGUAGCCGUGUAUGAAAGCUCUUACAGAAUCAUUUAUCAGCUGUGAAAAAAAUAAUAAAACUUGUAACUCAACUUUCCAAUCAAUUAUAUUUCAAGAAAUUGCAAAAUAGCUUGUUUGUUAAAAGG
Cucurbita pepo subsp. pepo (vegetable marrow) is the source of this 1869-nucleotide messenger RNA. NCBI's taxonomy places the organism in Eukaryota, Viridiplantae, Streptophyta, Magnoliopsida, Cucurbitales, Cucurbitaceae. The record is from RefSeq and is a predicted model, not a curated record.